GUGAAAGAACACCCAAAACAUCAACAAGACUCCUCCACAUCGUCACCGCAUCACAGCAGUAAACAAUGGUCGUCGAUGACAAGUACGGGCAGCGAUGCGUCUUUCGAGAGUACGGGCGGUGCAAGAUCGGCACCACCUGUUGUUGGUUCGUACGAAGGCUUCGGAGAAGAGAGCUGCGGGAAACCGCCAUUAGUCAGGACCCAGGCGGUUAAUUGGGCCGUAAGGAGAGAGCCGAUACGGCACGCUUCCGAUGGCGCCUCCCAGCAACGCUCCAUCGGAAUGUCAAGUUCCAGCGCCGCUUCUAGACGAACAUGGCGGGACAGGCCGGCAACAGGGGAGGCUCGGUCACCGGACGGGGUGUAUCCGUACGACCCCGCCCCCGACAAACUGGAGCAGAUUCUGGGCAGGCCAGAGAAGCCUGCGAGGACUGGCGCACGCAAAGCGAAUAGGAGUCAUGUGCGCAGUUUGGGGGAGGAGACUGACGGCGCGGCUGGCUUAGGGGGUCUCGCAGGAGAAAAAGGAGUGUUGGGGACCAUCGACGAGGCUAGGGCCCAUCCCGACUUCACGAGGACCCCCAAAGAUUCCCUCUCACUGAUAGAUACGAGUAGUACAAAGCAAUCUACCCCGAAGAGGCAUAGGCAGAAUUUACCCCAAUUAGAUUUAAGGAGAAGGAAUAGCGAUCCCGCAACGAAGCCUGUGUCGGACGAUGUUAGUCCUGCUAUUAAAGGAAACGAUUACAAGUGGCAUGAUGUGAAUACUUUAUCAAUGGCUGGUCAUAUGUUCAGGAAAAAUCCACGUAUCUCGAAGGAUGAUCUCUGCCAAUUCUGCAAGGUAAAACUGGACGCAUUCAAGGCGCCUGGAUACAAGUGCACCGGAUGCAAAUGGCACUUCCACACCACCUGCAUCCAGAACAAGGGCGUGCUGCAGGUGCCCUGUCCGGUUGCGGUGCAGGACGUAAGGGUGGGCGAUCAUCACGGAAGGGCGACUGUGGUGUCGGUGGCCGGCAGGCGGAAACAACGGAAACACAGCCGUGCGCACCAAUACGACCCCAGGAAGGUGGAGGAUGCUGCGGGAGGCAAAUUCAGCUUGACCGGCACUAGCGAGUUCACUGAUCGGACUGAUCAGAUCAUUACAGGUGCUGAUGAACUCACCCUUAUGCAGCAGUUCAUAACUGAUAAAAUAAUGAAGAUGGAAGGCGGAAAAAGUAGUGAAGUAGAUAAAUUAUUCAAACAAGCUCUGAGGGAGUUUAAGGACAACUUAGUGCAGAUGUACAGUAAUGCAACGAAGCAUAAUAGUUUGGAAUCGUGCAAUAUUAAAUACAAGGAUCUAAUUGUGGUCUUUAUACAGGCCAUGGAAACGGUGUGCCAAAGAGAACAAAAAUCGAACGAAAUGAAAGACUUUCCAGUAACUAUGGGCGUGAACGCGUUUCGUGGUUUUAUGAAUGAGUUCAUGUCCAGUAGAGCAGAGGAAAAACCAUCGAAAUCGAAAAGAAAGAAAGAGAAGAAACGAAAAGUUGAGAUGCACAAGCAUAACGGCCACACCUUCCUUCUCACGAUUAUCAACAUACCCACUGCAUGUGAGAUUUGUAGUUCGUUUUUUAUGUGGCCCAUCGAAAGGGGUUUGGUAUGCCAAAGCUGCAAGAUGACCUGCCAUAAAAAGUGUUACACGAACGCCAGCCAGUGCCAGAAAGAGUCGGGGUUGCAAGGGGAAACAAAAAAGGUGUUCGGUGCAUCCUUAGUUACUCUGCUUACAGAAGAUAACAAAAUACCACCGGUGAUAGAGCGAUUGCUCAGCACGAUAGAAUUGUAUGGACUGUAUACGGAAGGGAUAUAUCGAAAGUCUGGCGUUAGUUCGAAGAUCAAGGAGCUGAAGCAUAAGAUGGAUGAGAACCCUGACGAGGUCGAGUUCGAAAAGUAUCAGGUCCACGUAUUGGCCUCUGUCUUGAAAAGCUUCCUGCGCGAGAUGCCGGAGCCGUUGUUAACCUUCGAAUGCUACGAGAACUUCAUAACGGCGGCGAACCUGGCAAACGAGCAGGACCGUGUCACGACGCUGUACGAUAUCCUGAAGAAGCUGCCACCUCCCAAUUAUGACCUGAUGGAGCGACUGAUGUUCCAUCUGGCCAGAGUGGCGCUUCACGAGGAGACCAAUAGGAUGAGUGCAUCCUCAUUGGCGAUCGUCUUCGCGCCGUGCGUGCUCAGGACGAAUAAGCUUGUGCCAGCUCAGGAAAGCUUAGUAGAUAUCGCGAGUCAGACGGCGUGCAUAGAGACUAUCAUCAAAGUACAAUUGAAGAAAAUCAGAAGUACGCUGGAUGACAUCGACACAUUAGAUACUGCUUGCCAGGCGGCCACCAAUAGGUUGUCGUCCUUAAGGAGUUCAAAGGUGUUCAGUCCUGACGAAUUGGUUCCACAGAAUCAGACUUCACAGGGUCAAACGACGGACGACGAGGAGCACCUACUGGUUGAUCACAUCCAGGAGAUCCAGAAAGAAAAGGAGCACCUCACUUCCACAUUACCUACGCUUACGCAUGCCACGUCAGAUGACGACAUGCUAUCUACAGAUGGUGACGGCAGUCUGGAUGACCUGUCGUGUAUUGACAGACCACGGCCAAGGCCUGUUGUCAGGUCAGUAUCUACUUCGGGACCAGGCCAGACGAAGGCCAGGCGGCAGAUAUCGUCUGAACCGAAGCUACAAGACGAUAGUGAAGAUGCUAUAAUGGUGUAGAGACAGAGUGUGAAAGUAUGUGCUGAAUGUGAAAGAACUUUUUACUCCAGGUGAAUGUCAAUGAUCGGAAUUGGAAGGUGAUGACAACAGCUGCAUAUGUGAUAAUUCUCCAGUAUUUUGUGUCUCUCAUGUUUAUUUGAAUUUCAGUGAUCAUUCCUGUGGUGCAAAUGGUGAUUAAUUAGAGGUACUGUAUCGACUGAAUCAGGUUAUCUUUGUUGUUGAAAAAAGAAACAUUCUUGGCAGAUAAUGUUUUUCACUACGGCUGUUACUGCAGUCAUUGUGGUCUAUUUUGGAGUUAGAAUUACCAGCGACCCGAUCGAACAUUUCGAGUGGUAUUUGAUGACUGUAUCGCGCAAUGAUAAUACACUGCCUCACCUUCAGACUGUUUGGCUUCAACAAGAUGGCGCACGCUACUAGCGCACAGCCGGCGACAACAACUCUGCGAGCAGAUAGUAUCUCGUUUCUGAUCGACAAAUUAGUCGCGUAGAUAGUACCUUUAGACGUUUUCCUUUGGGGACUAUGUCUACAUGGAUACGAGAGUAUGCCAAAUAUCACUCGAAAUGAGCCACGUUAACCGCAGCGACGGAAAACAUUUAAAAGCAAUAAUUCGCAAAAAUUAAAUGUAAUAUUUUUUUGUUUUGUUUGAUAAUAAAGAUAACCCGACAUAGUUGCUGGUUUUCGUUUUUUCUAUGCUUUAAAAAAGUACAUAUAUUGGACUUCAAAGUAAAAGUGUUGAUCUUGAAUUAUAAACAAUCAAAAUCAAAGUUUGUUUUUACUCAUACACAUUUAUGAGGUACAUCAGAUCAUUUCUGUUACAAACUACAGUUGAUACUAAGUGAUCCAUUAUGAUUAUCAAAGUUAACUUUCAUGUGUAGCAAGAUGAUACAAAAAAUACGUCAUUAUAGUGUCACAUGUCUCUACUCAUCAUCUUCCCGUCCAAGUCAAAAGUGUACAUAUUUAUAUAUAUAUAUAUAUAUAUAAAAAAUAAUAUUUUUUAAAUUAUUGUGUGAUACCACACCUAAGAGUUUUUCUUUAAGUUUUUACUUCUUUCUAUUUCCGGUAUAAGUAUAUCGAUUGUUGUUCGAUACAAUUAUAUAUAGAUACGUGAGUGAUAUGUAAAAUUCAAUUCUAUGUGAAAUGUGUUGGAGCCAUGACAGUUCUGGAUGUUGCUGUUUCAUUAUGUGACUGGACGUCAGGGGCGCUGAUUUAUUGAUAUGUGACGUUGUCAAAGAUAUAAUAAUAUCUUCUAUUUGUUGACUUAAAAAAUUAUCAUCACUUAGAUAAUGGUGGUUCUGUUAACAAACUUCAAAAUUAAAUUUACUUUGGAAGAUGAGUGACAAACUCAUCAGUACCCAUUGCAUCAUAUUUAUACGAAGUUACAUAAUGUUCCUCAACAGGAGUCAUGUGCAUACCUGCGCGGCUGAUAUGGUUUCAAAACGUAUGAUCGGUACUUAUUUCUAUAAAUGUGAAUGCACUGUCAUUUGUUUUACCGAUUAAAUUGACGUUAGAAUACGUUGAAUGUAUUAUCCUAUAUCCACCAAAACAGAAAAACAAAAUCUAGCCAAGAAUACGGAAAUGUAUUUCUAAACAUCAACCCAUUAUUUGGAUUAAAACGCUAAUGGAUAGGUUUUACUAUGAAUUUUCUCGGUAGGGUUUUGGUAGUUGUGGUGCCUCGUAGCCUUGAUAUUUUUAGACUGCUUUUUUCAGACGUAUGGAUGAGUUUAAAAACUGAAUAAUCAAAAUCAGUAUCAGAAGUUCACAAAAUAUAAAGCAAAAUUCCCUGUCCAUCAACUAAUGUGAUUUUGGAAAAGCGUUUGUCGUUUAUUAUAUUACUGCUGAAGGUAGUGUAUUCUUCUUUAAAUAGAAGUUGAAGUUUCCACCAAUAAUUUAGUUUCGAUCUGUGUAUUGGAAUAAUAAGAUACGUAACAACUAAUAAAAUUUUAGUAUAUUCCUAUACUGGCUAGUUAAAUAAGCAUGAUAAUCAAAAAUUAUUUAUUGUCUGUGAUUUUAAUUGAUUUAAACUCGCCCCUGACUGGAUGGCCAGUCUCUAACAUAAAAAUAGUUGUCAGAGUACGAAAGGCAGGGUAAUAACCAAUUUAGAGAAUGUAAAAUUUUAUAUAUUGAUAAGUGAGUGAAUUGUAUUAGGAAAAUUGAGUUUCUAAAACCAUUGGGGAUAAAUCAUUUGAUAUUGAGUGAGAAAUUUGUACAAGGAUAAAAAGGGUCAUCUUAUACAGUGGUGUAUUGAGACUGGCAGCUUGUUUGUCUCAAAAGCUUAUGUAGACCUAAACUGUUACUCUUUUCAAACUGUACUAAGCGCUAACAUGCUGACCAUCCUUACUUGAGUUUAAUUAUCAAUUGUCAUUUCUCCUAGUUUUUCUCAGUCAAGACACAGCCUAUGUUUGUCGCAGUGUAUGAGGUCAGCUACAGGUUAUGACCUGUAGCUGACUACUUAUGACUAACGUUUAAGAAUCAUUCUCACGACCACGCGAAUUUUGUUCUUAAAAUAAGUGAAUCUUUAAAUAAAUAUAGAUGCGUCAAAUCAAACAUGAACACUCUAUCGCUUCUAUUUGCUUAACGCUUCCCUUCCCAGGGACUUAUGGCCCGCUGGCUAGUGCGCCAAUAUGACCGUCGCGCGGCACCGAUUGUUUUGACAUUUAAAUACUUUGUAUAUCCAUUUACUGCAAUGAAAACAUUGAUGGAUCAACAGAUAGUAGUUUUGAUAAUAGUGUAUUACUAUUAAAUAUAUCUCGUAGAACAAAUAGAGUCACGUGAUUUACGGCUUAUCCCGUCAUCCACUUGGAUUACUAGUUAUCAUAAUUUUUGUCACUUUAAAACGCAAGCCGUAACUUGGUUGAGGGAAAUGACAACUGACAUUUAACUCAAGCAAGAACUUUCAGUGUGCAGCACUUCAUUAAUAUGUGAAGACGGCCCCCAAAAAAGGAAUGCUUUUCCCGUUGUAACCUGUCGUUUAUAACAUUUACAGUUCCAACAGUUAUUUGAAUGGGCGGCGUGUAUAAAAGAUGCUCGACAAUCAAGCGCUGCAUCUUCCCCGCAUUUACUUUGACACCUUAGUUCAACCCCUCUCUGUUUUUUGCACUGAUAAGAAAACUCCAACAGACUCUUUGUCCUUGGGCAUCCACGGCAUUUGAAUAUUUGUUUGACGGUUUCGAUGAGGUAUUUGGAAAAACAAUUAAAAAAUGUACUGAACUGAAGUUGUAGGAAUACAGUCGUAAAAAUUGUUUGCGAGCGCGUGACACUUGUAAAAACGGUAAAGAUGAAAUGCUAGAUCAUCGAUACACAGUCAAACUUAGUUUUUGCCUGACCAAGCUGCUACCGGGUUUCAGUAUUUUUGAGCAGUAAAUUUGAAUAUGGAGAGUUUAGUUGUGAUCAUUAGUAGGCUUAUACGGUGAUUCGAGGCUAGAGCUGUUUUAUUUUGGCCACCGAUUCGUCAUCACGGGUCGUUGAAGAGCGUGUAUGUAUGUGUAUGUCUUCAAAGGGUGAAGUCCAAUUUUGAAGCUGCUUGAAGACCUGGCUUCUGUUGUUAGGUUGUAUCCUCCAAACACUGCAUUGCAAGUGAUUGAGGUGUCGCGCGGGUGCCAUUCUGGUUAUUCAUCAAACGCCCCCAGUACCUUUACUCCCUGUACGUUUAUCACCUCGAUUAUCACCGAGAGGUCUGUUUUCCUAAUACAGUAGCUCUACUGUAACCUAAAGCGCUUAUAUUGACUUGUCUAUAAGAACAAAAAACUAAAUAAUGAUAGAGGAAUCAACGUAAAUUAUCUCAAAGCAAUCAGUUGAACCGCGUGUAUCUACUUGAUUUUUAUUUUGGAUGAUUGUAGUUAUCUCAAGCAUCAAACGUACUGUUUCAAAGUUUAUUGAUGUAUUCCAUUUCAAUGCAUUUAAGAAUAGUUUUUGGGUAAUAUUUCAUGAAUAUUCUUAUCUUACUGUUAUAGCCAAAUAAUUCUGAUCAAUACAGGUAAAUCUUACUGUCGCUUUUGUCGCUAAAUAUUUUAAUCAAAUGGACCUACCUGAUCUAAAAUGCAUUAUUUUAUCGGAGAUUUCGAUUCGUUCGGAACAUUUUUAGUUUUCAUUUCAGUGCAAAUAUUAAAUUCCAUGUUAACACGUUUCACUUUUUCUAUUACUAAAAUUAAUAUACAGUGCUUUUCAAAAGCCUCCACUUAUUUUUUGAAGAGUGAAGACAUUUUGGGUUAUAAAAUUGAUGCAUGAAUAUAUCUUAAGGUUAAGGUGGCAAUUCAAAACUUUAAUAUGGCGGCUGUUUCAUUAAAUAGAAGGCAGGUCAUGUAUGUUAUCAUAGUAUAUCAAUUUUCUUCUUUCUAUCCAAAAUACGAAAGAUUCCAUUAAAAAAUUCAAAAUCUGCCUUUUUCAAACCCAUUCCAUAUUUUAUUGCAUAUUCAGAUAGGUAGUCCCAAAAGAAGAAUAUUGAUAUAACAUAUUAUGUAUCCUUCACAUCUUGAAAUUUAUAUUAUUUUAAUGUUAAAACAUUGUAUCCGUGCAUCAAUUCCAUGACUCCGAAUGUUAUCUUGCUUACUUGACCUGGUUAAACAAAGAAGUGUAUCCCAUCUUUUUUAAAUGCACAAUAUAUUCCAUAUUAAUACAUUUCAGAGUAAUACCAUGCUCGUAGUAUUGGCAAUGUGCCAGUUAUCUGUUUCCAUAUAAAAACAUUUAUGAUAAAAUCGUUUAAAGGAUAGUGACAUUGUAAUCAGUAAGCUAAUCCCUCUUUUACAGCUAGUAUGUACUAAGUGUCUGUGUUUGUAUUUUCUCUUCAGAUAGUGAAACACUAUAUAUUUCCAAGAACUAUUCCUGUUGAUUUUGUUAACGAUGAUUGUGCCAAAAAGGCUGUACUUGUUAAAUUUUGAACUAGCUACAUGCACGUUUGUUGACCGUUAUUUAGUUCAAUGAUUUAUUAAAUAUGUGGAUUAUGCAAGAAUACUCAUUUUCAGUUGAAGACUUUAAAAGCAAGUUGAACCAAAGCAAUACCUAGAAUUAUAAGCCUAUUUCUUUCCAGAAUCAUUCUUUUCGUUGUUGAAAGUUGCGAAUUGACCGUUCUGUUAUUGCGCUGGUCACAAUUGAUUGAAGAUACAUUCAUAAAAAAUAUAAAAUCCAUGUUUUGAACGUCUUUUAUGAUGAAAAGUAUGAAGAUGUUCCAAAUUUCUGUGGGAGUUACGACUCUUGUUUCAGAGUUAACUAUUCACAAAAAUAUCUAUAUAAUAUCUUUUGUGAAUAUGCUGGCAGUUAAGGAGCGGAAUUUUGAAUAUAUUCAAUAUUUCUGGUGGCUCAAGUAGAAAUAUGGUUCGAUGUACUGUAUCAAAAUGUUAGUUCUUUGCUAGAAACAAGUGUUUUUAAGAUGGUGGAAGUCAAAUUUAGGAGUGCUCGAAGUCUAAAAUGAACUAUUCAAAUUGUGGUAUUGCUGUAGCCUUAUAGUGUGUCUCCAAUUCAGAUUGAACGAUCAGUCGCUUUGAUUAUCAGAAAACAUUUGUUAUAAAUCUAGGGCGGAUUUUGGAAAGACGCCCAACGUAUUGCUAUGUUUUUCUUUUCGAAAACUGACUGUAUAUACCAUAAAUUAGUUUGUCGUUUCUUGUUUGAAAGAAACGGAAGUUAUGUCUACAUCUGUUUUUCUAUCAUCACUUCUUCAAGUGAUAUGCAUUUGUUUUCUAAAUGCACAUAUUAGUCAUUUUUGUCUGAUGAAUGAUUAUUUAACCCUGCUUUAAUGUGUAAGUUUUGAAUAUUGUUUAAUUUACUAACAUUUUAUUGGUAAUAUUUUUUACAUUUUAUUUUUACAACUUUUAAUAAUAGCCUUGCCUAUUUAUUUAUUGUCAUUCCAAAUUCAUAUUUCUUGUUGCUUAAACUGUCUUAACAAGCUCAAAUGACUGCAUUCCUGCUGACGAUAUUGCAACAGGUUGCACCGGUAAAAAAUGUCACCAAAUCUAAAAGUUACAUCUUCGACACUUAUCUAGGUUUUGUUCGGAGAUUUUUGUCAGAGUAUUACUUUUUGAAUGCAUAAUACUGAGUGCACCUGGCCAUUUUCAUAAUAUUGAUUUUAAUGGAAAAUGAGACGCAUUUUCUAUAACAUAUUUACCGAUUUUUUCUUUUUUUCCGUUAUAUGGAGUAUUUCUAUGACUGAAUUUUGUUCUUAAUGUAAAUGUUGGUUAAGUAAACGUUUAUAUCUAAAUUAAUAAC
Acanthoscelides obtectus is the source of this 8916-nucleotide messenger RNA. The record is from the annotation of a GenBank genome assembly. Lineage: Eukaryota; Metazoa; Arthropoda; Insecta; Coleoptera; Chrysomelidae.